Messenger RNA from Camellia sinensis, 1588 nucleotides. Its product is annotated as cationic peroxidase 1. The record is from RefSeq and is a predicted model, not a curated record. Lineage: Eukaryota; Viridiplantae; Streptophyta; Magnoliopsida; Ericales; Theaceae. Gene Ontology annotation, biological process: response to oxidative stress; hydrogen peroxide catabolic process. Gene Ontology annotation, molecular function: heme binding; peroxidase activity.
ACAAAAACUAAACCUAGCCAUUAAUAUUUUACAACUCUUUUAAGAUGGUCAUGGGAUCUAAUAAUUCAUACUAUUACUAUCAUUGUAGUUUGUGUUCCUCUAUGUUUUUGUUUUUGUUUGUGUUUGGAAAUGGAAUGGCCUCUGCACAAUUGUCCUCAAAUUACUAUGCAUCGAGCUGCCCAAGAGCUCUCUCAACCAUUCAAAGUGUGGUGAAUAAUGCAGUCUUCAAGGAGCAUCGCAUGGGCGCUUCCCUGCUCCGUCUUCAUUUCCACGACUGCUUUGUCAAUGGAUGUGAUGCAUCUGUACUGUUAGAUGACACUGCAAGUUUUACUGGGGAGAAGACAGCAGGCCCAAAUAAAGAUUCAUUGAGAGGAUUUGAUGUUAUUGAUUCCAUUAAAUCUGAACUCGAGAGUAUCUGUCCUGGAGUUGUCUCUUGUGCUGAUAUUUUAGCUAUUGCUGCUCGCGAUUCUGUUGUAUUUUUGGGUGGGCCAACAUGGACAGUUCAAUUAGGGAGAAGAGACUCAACUACUGCAAGCUUAAGCAGUGCAAACAGUGAGCUGCCAUCCCCAUUCAUGGAUCUUAGUGACCUCAUUUCUGCCUUCUCAAACAAAGGUUUUACUACUACAGAUAUGGUUGCUCUUUCAGGAUCUCAUACAAUAGGCCAAGCUGGUUGUGUAACAUUCCGUCGCCGCAUCUACAACGAGACCAACAUUGAUUCGUCACUCGCAACCUUCCGCAAAUUCAACUGUCCAGCCUCAGGCAAUGACACCAACCUCUCUGCACUCGACGCCACCACCCCUCUCAUCUUUGACAACGCUUACUUCAAGAAUUUGGUGACCAACAAAGGCCUCCUGCAUUCGGACCAACAACUCUUCAAUGGUGGUUCCACCGACUCUCUGGUCACCACUUACAGCAACAGCCCUGCAACUUUCUACACCGACUUUGCCACUGCCAUUGUGAAAAUGGGGAACCUUGGCCCUCUCACCGGAAGCAGUGGUCAGAUUCGAACGAAUUGCAGGAAAAUAAACUAAGGUGCUUCUGUGAUGUAUGUUUUAUUUUAUUUUAUUUUAUUUUUGAUCUGGUCCAUGAUUUGAAUAAUGUGAUACAAAAGCAAAGUAUAUCACUGUAUUCAUGGGCUUUGCUAAUUGUGUAGUUUCUGUUUUCUAAGAUGUGUGAAGAAUGAUUGCUGUGUUGUGUGCAAAUAAUAGACGAGAAGCUUACUAGAGAGGCUGUUUUCUGGAGGCUCAAGAUUUCUAGUUUAACAAAAUAUAUCCAAUUCCAUUACCUGGCUACAUCAGAAUCCAUCCAAUUUUAAACAGAGUGAAUUCUGACAAAUCCAAUCUGAUAUGAUUUUAAAUGGAUUCAAAUUUGGAUUGGGUAUUAUCAAAUUUGUUAAAUUUGGAUUCAAAUGGAUGACUAAUCGGAUCAGAUUGGAUUUUUCUGGAUCCAGUCCAAGUCCGAUCUGCUGAUAAGUCUAGUUUUUGAUAUGUAGCCUUAAAAUAACUUAAAACAGUAAGGAUAUGUGUAACACUAUGGAUAAAAGAUGCAAAAUGUCAGAAAAUAAUCAAACACUCUUCUUUCUUGUAUG